This is a messenger RNA of Coregonus sp. 'balchen', 5277 nucleotides long. The record is from the annotation of a GenBank genome assembly. NCBI's taxonomy places the organism in Eukaryota, Metazoa, Chordata, Actinopteri, Salmoniformes, Salmonidae.
AUGUUUGUAUGGUACAGUCAGGACUGUACAUGUACACCAGUUGUCAUCACAUUUGGAAGUAGGGCCCAGAGUUUUUCUGGUGUUGGUGUGGUUGUUGGAAUCACUGACAUUAUUCUUCUUCUUUCUGUGUCUGUGUGUUUAUGGCACAAACAGGGCUCAUAUUUACACCAGCUGUCAUCAGAUUCAGAACGAGGGUCGAGAGUUCUUCGGGUUAGAGAAAAUGCUGGGCCCUCGAUCAUAAGCCAUGCUGCCCCUCAGACAUUUUAUCGGGAAAAAGGUUGCUCCUCCUGUAUCACUUUGUAAUGAGAGAACUAGCAAUGCAGAGUCCCUACUAUGAAUAUGUUUGGUCAACAAAAUACAUAUUAUUUUAAUAAUACAUUUUCUAAAUUAAUUUUUACAUUGAAGAUAAGGAAUAUUGAUUGUUAUACACAAUACUGACACAUUGUUUGUAAAAUAUGCUGUUAGUUUUUGCAGUAUAUUUGGAUUUCUGCACAUGCAAUCAUUUUCCUCUUUAAGCCCCAUAGUUGAAGGAAUACGUGGUAUAAGUCUGUUCCUGUGCGACAGCCUUAGUCUGGCUUGGUAUGCCAAUUUCAUGUAAGCAAUAUUCCCCUCGCCUCAUAACAUGUAUCAUUCACAGCUGACUGUUAUUUUACAUUUUAGUCAUUUAGCAGACGCUCUUAUCCAGAGCGACUUACAGUUAGUGAGUGCAUACAUAGUACAAAUUGCACAGAAAUAACAGGAAAUGAAUGUUGAUGUAUUCUAGGGAGAUCCCAGUACUUCAUCUUAUUGACAGCAGGCUAUCUAUUCUAUAUGGAGGACUAAAAGUGCCACAAUUAAAUAAAUAAAUACACCAUUAAAUAAUUACUUAAAUGUGUCAUUAAUUAAUUAAAAUUAGAAUUAAAUACAUAAAUGUGUUAUUAAAUGUGUCAUUAAUUAAUUCAAAUACCGAUUCAUUUUAUGUAAAAUACAUAUAUAAUAAUUUCACUAUUUACAUUUACAUUUCAUGGUCCUGCGUUGGAGUGCUUCCUGAAUUACUUAAAACUGUCAAACUGACCCAUCAAAAGUUGGUAGGCGGAACCUAACGCCUGAUUGGUUACCCUCUGCAUCAAGCCAAGACAAAUCAAUUCCGGAUAAUGUCAGCAGGUCCUGCUUCUACAUCCUCUGCUAAGUUUAAAAUGUCUCUAACCAACUCCCUGGAAAGUUCACGGAGAUCCUCCAUUGUCUCUAUCCAGGUUGGCCUACUCUACUUCAGACCAAAGCAAUGGAUCAGACUAGAUUCGCGUUAGCCCCGCCCACUGACUUUGAUGGGUCAGUUUGACAGUUUUAAGUAAUUCAUGAAUCACUGCAAUGCAGGAUCAUGAAAUGUAAAUGUAAAUAGUGAAAUAAUUAUAUGUAUUUUACAUAAAAUGAAUCGGUAUUUGAAUUAAUUAAUGAUACAUUUAAUUACACAUUUAUGUAUUUAAUUCUAAUUUGAAUUAAUUAAUGACACAUUUAAGUAAUUAUUUAAUGGUGUAUUUAUUUAUUUAAUUGUGGCACUUUUAGUCCUCCAUAAUUCUAUACCAUAUGUCACUCAGCUGACUUGUUGUAUUGCGAUGCAAAUGAAACAAAUGCAAACGCUAUAGUUGUCUUCCGUAUGGAGAGAGUAGUCUUAAGCUAUAUAGAUUGUAUAAACCUGUUUUGUAAUUUGUACGCUUUGCCUGGAUAUAGAAGACCUUACUGCCUGUACAUAAGCAAAAGCAAAUAUGUAGUAAUGGCUAGACAUGUUAGUGAAAAUGCAGGUGUAGUAACUUUCCCUCAAAACGUUUUGGGCCAGUUUCCUGGAUAAAAGCAUGCUCAAUGGAAGUUCUCUAUUGAAUUUGGUUUUUAAUCCAGGACUAGGCUUAAUCUGUGUCUGGGAAACUGCCCUGUUUGAGUACAACUAUUGCACUGUUUGAGUACAACUAUUGCACAUAAGCUUCAUACCAAAUUAUCUGCAUGAUAAAGUAUGUAAAGUAUAAAACAUAUACUUAUUUUCAUUACGACCAUAAUAACCCACACACUUCAGACAUUCCAUGAGUAAGUCAUUAAAUCUAUGCAUCACAUUCCAUGUUCACCAUAGAACUAUAGAACCCUAUAUACUGUAUAUUUCCCUAGUUUAGUAAAAAAUACUUUAAAGUACUACUUAAGUAGGUUUUGGGGGUAUCUGUACUUUACUUUUACUUCACUACAUUCCUAAAGAAAAUAAUGUACUUUUUACUCAAUACAUUUUCCCUGACACCCCAAAGUACUCAUUACAUUUUGACAGGAAAAUGGUCCAAUUCACACACUUAUCAAGAGAACAUCCCUACUGCCUCUGAUCUGGCGGACUCACUAAACACAAAUGCUUUGUUUGUAAAUGAUGUGUGCCCCUGGCUAUCCUUCAAUAAAAAAAAUUGUGCCGUCUGGUUUGCUUAAUAUAAGGAAUUUGAAAUUAUUUAUACUUUUUAUUUUACUUUUGAUACUUAAGUACAUUUUAGCAAUUCCAUUUACUUUUGAUACUUAAGUAUAUUUAAAACCAAAUACUUUUAGACUUUUACUCAAAUAGUAUUUUACUGGGUGACUUUUACUUGAGUCAUUUUCUAUUAAGGUAUCUUUACUUUUACUCAAGUAUGAAAAUUGAGGACUUUUUCCACCACUGGUUUAAUAUACUAAUUUGCACUUAAGAAUACAGCAGUGUUCCAAACUAUCUCUUAUUAAAUUAUUUUUAUGUACGUAAAACAUAUAAUUGGUAUGUAUUGGUAAGUUUGAACGAUGACAGGUUUGUGUUUUAAAUAAACAAGCUUAAAUACAUGUAACUUAACUUUCCUUGUGCAUAUUUAUUGUGUCCAUUGAGAUGAGUUUAAUCUCUCUAAAAUCUAAUCUCUAUGGUCCUGGUCAAAAGUAGUGCACUAUAUAGAUAAUAGGGUGCCAUUUGGGAUGUAUUUAUCUCUAGGCACUGUGAUGCCAUAGGAGUCUACAGCCAUUUCUCAGGGCAAAGUAAAGGCUUAUUUCUAGAAGUAUUUGGCACGUGAACAACCCUCUACAAAAGGAUUUGUUUAAAAACGAGUGAGAUGGAAUGUGCAGUGAUGAGCACAGAGCGUACUGUACACUAGUCCUGGCAUGGUAAAAUAAACACAGAGAGGCUGCUAUGGUUCUUCCUCCGUAAAAGCAUUCGAACUAAGAAGUGGCGAAAGACUGGGUAUUGGUUUUAUAGUGACAUUUGGACAAAGGUAAGUGAUGUUUUUGUUGAAAAAGGACUACAGUUAAACGGAAAACCUUACAAUAUACAGUUCUUCUUCAGCCUAUGUAACAAGGGUCGUUAGGCUCAGUUGAUAAAGUGUAGACUUCUGUCUGGAGCUACUGCUGGCUUUUUCUUCUCUAGGCACAACUUCUGGGACUCAGAAUUCUCAUCUUGUUUUCAUCACAGUGGACACAAAAGAGUCCUUCCUGGAGCUUGUACAACUGCUGUCUGUCUCUGUUGGCAAACAUAACUGACAAGGGAUAUGAUCUUUGUCAUUCCCAGCGCAACCACAGCUCCUGCUCCCUUCAACACCAUGGCUCGGUCCAAGAGUUCCAAGUCAUCCGGGACCUGCUGUAACCUGGUGAUGGCACUGCUGACCCUGUGGUCCAUAGUCUCCCUCAUUGUUAUCGUGGUGUGGGCCACCUCUCCUCACAUGAAGGGUGUGGCCCUGUGCAAGGUAGCCCAACAGGUGUGUGGACCACAGUGUGCCUGCUUGUUUAGCAGUAUGGUGCCCUCCCUAUCUGGGUACAACCCAGGGUACACUGUCUGUACAAUAGCUCGAGCCAGGGCUUACCGGUACAAUCUUAACUCUGUUACACAGGCCCUGACGGAGAAGAUGGAGGGGGCAAAGGUUGUGUGGGAGAAGGAAAAGCAGGCCUUGCUGGAGGCGAUAAGGCUGAGCCAGGAGAACCAAACCACACUGCAGCAGGAGAUGGAGGUUGUCGCUGAAAGACUGAGAGAGACUAAUGUGUCCCUGAGCCUCAGCCUGCAGGAGAAUGUGUGUUUACAUGUAGCCUUCAAUGACAUUUGCAUGUUUGACAUCCUUGUUCAUGUUCAGAAUACAUAGAUUAUAGAUUGUAUGCUGUUCAUGUUCAGAAUACAACUCCUUGGAAUCAAAACUUUUGGUCAAAACGAUCCAUUCUAAAACAACAUAUCCAUAUAGAUUGUCAGUGACUCUAGUAUUGCUUUGUAUACAGGCGAUGCUGCAUGAGAAUGAAACAGCACUAAGGAAUGCUAUUUGCCUGCACAGAGAGACACAGAGAAAUCUGUCCCUCGAUCUGAGUCUACAGAGAGGUACAGUAGGACUGGAUCAAAUAAUAUUGUUUAUUAUUUGAUUUAACCUUUAUUUAAGCAAAGUCCCAUUGAGACACAGAGUCUCUUAUACAAGGGAGACCUGGCCAUGAAUCAUAUCACUCUCGUGAUAGUGAUUACAGAAUAAACAACAGGUCUUACAUUAUAAAUGUUAUUUUAUGGAACUGGAAGAUGUUGUUUAAUAAUGUUCCGUUUUUUAUUUCUGUAGACCUUUUUGAGUGGUUACAAUUCAACUUCACCCAAGCUGUCCACCAGUCCCACUCCUGCUCUGCUUCAUGUGAUGCUUCAAAUAGCCAGGAGGUGGCAGCAAUGAGUCAAAUGAAAGCCUGCGAGUCCAGCAAACACUAUUUGAGGACACAAAUGUGAGUAUACAGCAGCUCAUAUGUAAAAAAAUAAAUUAAAAAAUACAUACAUACAAAAAACUAAACUAAAAGGUGUAGUUGUGAUGUGGACACCAGCAAUCCCAUUAUUGUUAAGUUUCAUUUCCACUAAACAAAGAUCUUAAAAAGUACAUGAUGUUUUGUAUUACAGGGAAAGAAGAGGUUGCAAGAUCAAUGGUAAUUCACCACAAGAAUCACUUCUGUUUAUUGCUCAUACAUACUAUGAUUGAUAACCUCAUAUAAGUAGGCUUGUAUCAAACCAACAUGGCAUAAUAGUUUGCAAUUGCUUUAGUUUAUCUGUGUCCUACUGUCUUUUUUCCUACUUUCUCUCAGGAUUGUCAACCAUAGCUUUUUGACUGUGAGGAGAGAACAAGGAUGGCCUCCUCGUGAAUCUGAGGGGUUUAGUAAUGUGAUUAACACAUACUUAUACCACUGUGCUCUGUGUGUACUGUUAUAUAUUAUAUUUUUCUGUAGGGUUGGAAACAUUUUGCACUGCUUUGCCAUAUGUCUGUGUUGAAUUAUUCCUCUGUGGAUAAAACACUCUUGGGGGUAGAUCAGCUUUAAUAU